Molecule: messenger RNA, 1413 nt
Organism: Fusarium proliferatum ET1
Lineage: Eukaryota; Fungi; Ascomycota; Sordariomycetes; Hypocreales; Nectriaceae
Exons: 2
Coding region: 1-1413 (470 amino acids)
Source: RefSeq, a predicted model, not a curated record
AUGGUCCACUGGCACUCGUUACCUGCCGAGAUCCGCUGCAUGAUCUUGGAGACCCUGAUAGCACACAAAGGAACCGGACUCUUCGCUUCCGUCUCAAAUGAAUGGCGAACAUUCAUUGAACAGAAGACAUUUUCUCACAUCAGACUUCACCCCGAGUGUCUCGACCACCUCGAGCAGCUCAACAAUCACUAUAGGGGGCUGAUUAGGCAUCUCUGGCUCAAUAUAAAGCUCAACGGAUAUACCUGUCGAUCAUGCCGGAAGAGAGAGUCAAUGACAUUGUCAUACUCCAUUGCAAGAAUCCUGAGAGAAGCCAUCACUAGGCUGUUCUCCGUCUUGACAAUUUGGAGGGAGCCUUUGACUCUGGAAUUUAAUGUUUACUGCCCGAGCGACUCACAGCACUGGUUUAAGAAUAGUUACUUUGGAGCUCCUGGCGAAGAUAAAUUCGAGUGUCAAGAGCCUAGUGACGAUCCCAUCCACGAUCCCGACCACGGGUGGUUUGAAGGUACUAUCACUGAAGCGCCACCAGACGAUGCUCUACGACGCCCUUUUGGACUAUCUGAGUUGAGAUUUCCGGAGAGUCUCCCUUCGGUCAAUGCCGUGACUAAAUUUGUCUUACGCCGCCAGUGCCGUCAGCAACUCAAUCCUGAAAUUUUACAGUAUCUUUGGUCAAGGUUACCAAACCUGGAGGAGAUCAGCUACGAACCGUGGCAGUCACACAUGAACCCAGUACAGCAAGUCUCGGAUAUAGGCAACAUCCCAGCAAGUGUUAAAAAAGUCACCAUAUUCGAAGAUUUUAAUGAGAACUUUCUGGAACUAUAUGCUCUUGGUAGAGGCAUUUCAGCAUACCUAAAUCCAGAACGAGUCAGACUUCCUUUUAGCGUGCUGGGCGCGGCAUCUGCCAUGAGAAGUCAGCGGCUCGAACAUCUUUCCGUCGCGUUCAUGAUCGAUGCUCACCAUUUCUUCGACGCAUGCCUAUCAAGUUGGAGAUGGCCUCGGCUGAAAACUCUCACAUUGACAGCCCGGGGGAUCGCCAUGGAUAGCGUCCGUCAGACCAACAAGAUCUUCCAAACUGCCGCACGAGUCGCACUCAACAUGCCUGAGCUUCAGACACUGAUUAUAUGGCACGGAGAAAGGAGAGAAGCUUGUGCUUUUACCUAUCGCCGAGCUCAUGGUUCGAUAUGCUGGCAAGGCACACGAGAUGUGAGGCUGGAGGUGAAGACUCUUGAGGCUUGGGAGAAAGUAGCCGUCAAAUACACUGGGAGAGUGCUCACAGUUGACACAAAGCUGUUCAUGGAGGAUAUCACGUCUCAUGGGGAUGCUGUUCAUCAUUUGGGUCUACAUCAUGUCGUCGACAGAGUGUCGCUACAGCAAAUUCGAGUUGAGAACCGAGUUUCUUGGCUUACAGUCAUAUAG